AUGGAUUGGUUCCAUAUUCUUAUGUCUUCAAGACCUAUCAAUACUAGAACAACUUCUCAUUUCGCAUGUAUGAAUCUGAUACAGAUAACGAAAAGAAGACAUACUCACCAUAAGCUUAAAGGACACAUUGUGACAUUACCACAAAAUCCAAGUAAAGGAACUUCUACUCAUCACCAGCUCAAAAAAGUGCUCCAAGUCAGAAAAAGCAAGAUAACAAUUGCUCUUAAGUGGCUUUUUGACUACAAUAAAUUAUUUAAAAAUAACAUUCAACUUGAUAAGAAUAAUUUAAAUAACCUACUUGAAGGAGAAAUUCCUGAAGCCUUAAUGGUAACAAUCAUGGUUGUAGAUAUUGAUUUUCAUAAAACAGAGCAUUAUCCCAGCUACACUUGUGAUCAGCAAGAAUCUGAUAGCAAAAGUGAUAAUAGUGAAAAUGAUAAUAGUGAAAAUGAUAAACUAGCUAAUAUUGAUAAACAUUCUUUAAAAAACUUUAUAAGAGAUAAUUCAAUUAAUAGUGCAAAAAAACUCAGACCUUCUGGAAUAAUAGAUGUUGAUGAUGUACCGAUUAUCAGAAAAGAGCUUACAUUGCUCUUUUUCAAAAAGCUUAUUGAUAAACCAGAUUAUAAUGAGCAAUUACCAUCGAAUAAAAACAUGCAUAGAUUGAAAAGCAUUCCAAUACAAUCACAUAUAUUAAAAGUAUUUCAUAGCAAUAAACCUCUAAAUGAAUAUAAAGACUUAACUCUCCUUCCUGUAGGUUUUCCAGUCCUCUUCCCUUAUGGUGUUGGUGGUUACGAAGCUAAUCUAGUAUCAUCUUUAAAACCUGAAGAUAUUGAUUUUGCUGUUAAACAAGUCCAAAAUAAUCAAUCAAUAAGUAACCCUGCUGUUAUCGAAUUGCUCAAAAAUGUCAAUUCUGCAAGUUCUAAAUUAAUGGCAUCUCAUCAAUCACAUUCACGCAUGUGCAAUAAAAUAUGUGCUGUUAUUAUGCAAGAUGGUACACCUUCAUUAUUUAUAACUAUAAAUCCUGCAGACCUUCAUAGUUCUAUUGUUAUGAUGUACAUUAGAAAAGAGAUAGAUCUUCAAAAUCUCUCUCCAAAAAACUUUCCAAAAGCUUCAGAAAGAGCUUGGCUUGCCCACCUUGACCCUAUAGCUGUCGCUAAAUAUUUUAAUGUUAUUAUUCAAGCAAUUAUAGAUACCUUAAUUAGAUAUAAAAGAAAAGAUAAUGAUAUAUUCAGCUUGAUAAGAAAUUAUUAUAGCGUAGUUAAAUAUCAAGAUCAUGGUAUACUAUAUUGUCACAUGUUUGUUUGGCUUCAUGGAGCUCGUGACUUAUUAUUGUUACACCAAAAACUUAAAACCGAUAAUGAAUUUUGUGAAUGUCUUCUACAUUAUGUUAGUAGUAUUGUUCGUAAGGACAUUAAUUAUUUCAUGAAGAAUAAAAUUAUUAAUGAUGCCACUAUUAAAGCUAAAUAUGAAGCUUCUAAAACAAU
Cetraspora pellucida is the source of this 1481-nucleotide messenger RNA. The record is from the annotation of a GenBank genome assembly. Lineage: Eukaryota; Fungi; Glomeromycota; Glomeromycetes; Diversisporales; Gigasporaceae.